AUGGCUACGAAAAAUAAACUUGAGUUACCAUCUCCACCUACAUUCUCUCAAAUGAUGGAAGAUAUUGAUAUAAUGUCAUCAGAUGAUAAAAUUUUUAAAUUAUUUCAACUUGAACAAUUGGCAGAACAAGCAGAACAAUACGGUACCAAAUCAACGAAUGAAACUACAGUUGAACAGACAUAUUGGCUUAUUAAUAAAUUUCUUGCGCGAUUAGAAACAUUGCAACGUCUUGAUACAUCAUUAACUACUCAAAAUGAUUCAGCCAAUGAUCAACUUGAAAAGAAAUUAAAAGAUAUUAUUGAACAACUUCAAAUGUGUCUAACUAAAUUACAGACUAAUCCUUCUUCGAAUACUAAAAAUAUUUUAUCUCGUAAUAAAAAUUGA
This is a messenger RNA of Adineta steineri, 384 nucleotides long. Lineage: Eukaryota; Metazoa; Rotifera; Eurotatoria; Adinetida; Adinetidae. The record is from the annotation of a GenBank genome assembly.